Messenger RNA from Oreochromis niloticus (Nile tilapia), 1410 nucleotides. RefSeq lists its product as uncharacterized. Gene Ontology annotation, molecular function: nucleic acid binding. The record is from RefSeq and is a predicted model, not a curated record. The transcript is spliced from 2 exons. NCBI's taxonomy places the organism in Eukaryota, Metazoa, Chordata, Actinopteri, Cichliformes, Cichlidae. The coding region runs from base 6 to 710 and encodes 234 amino acids.
CUUGUAUGUCUAGGAUUGGACGACAGCCUCAAGUGGGUGGCAGAAGAAAACUUCUAAAUGAACAACAAGAACGAGAAAUAUGCAACAUGGUCAUUGCAAAUAAUGCCAUCACACUGAGACAGAUUCGUAAUGCAAUCCUGCUAGACAAUGUAAUGUUCCAAAAUAUAAACUCUAUCAGCAUCUCCACAAUAGACCGGAUAUUGAAGAAACAUCAGAUGACCAUGAAACAGAUUUACAGGGUACCACUUGAGAGAAACUCUGACAGAGUGAAAGGGCUGCGGUACCAGUAUGUGCAUAGAAUAAUGGCAUUAGAAGGCAACGAAACCCCUCACAUCCUAGUGUUCGUUGAUGAAGCUGGCUUCAACCUGGCCAAAGGUCGAAGGCGUGGCCGUAACAUCAUUGGCCACCGAGCCACUGUGGAUGUCCCAGGCCAGCGAGGAGCAAAUAUAACAAUGUGUGCCGCUAUAUCAGAAAGAGGUGUGGCCACACACAUUCCCAGUUUAGGGCCCUACAAUACACAAAAGCUCCUCAAUUUUUUGGACCACCUUUAUACUGAUCUGAUCCCAGAAAAUGAGAGAGGUGUAGAAGGACCUCAGCUACCACAUUAUGUCAUUGUGUGGGAUAAUGUGAACUUCCACCGCGGCCCACGCAUCAGAACCUGGUUCACCACCCAUCCCUGGAGUUUCUUCCACCUUACUCUCCUUUCCUAAAUCCAAUUGAGGAGUUUUUUUCAGCUUGGAGGUGGAGGGUGUAUGAGCAUCAGGCUCAAGACCAGAGGGCCCUGCUGCAUGCAAUGGAUGCUGCAUGUGAGGACAUCACAGGGGAUCAAUGUAGGGGAUGGUUGAGACAUUCACGCCGUUUCUUCCCUCGCUGCAUCGCACGAGAAAAUAUCCGUUGCGAUGUGGAUGAGAAUUUAUGGCCUGACAGAGAGCAGCGCGUCGAUGGCCAGGAGGAUGAGGAUGGUGGCCAGGAAAGAGAGGGUGACAAUGGCGACCACUGAAAAUAUUACUGUACUAUAGUUCUGAAACUUUAUUUACAGUAUGGUAGGCUAGAGUUUUUUUUGUUUUUUGUUUGUGUUUAUAACUGUUCACAUUUACAGAAUCCUGUAUAUGUUUUCUUUUCACAGUAUGUUCUCUAAUGUUAACAUUUCUUUGUACGAAUAAAAAUGUUUACAGUUUCCUUGAGUAUGAGUGGUUUAUUGGAGGCUGAUUUUACUGUAAAAUCUUUUGGUUUUAUUCAUAGUGGUAUUCUGUUGCUAGACCUGUGCCUCAGUGACAAAACGUCUAAGCAUUUUGACUUGCAGUGCUUAAACAAUGCCAAAGGUAUAAUGCAUUUUGGGGGCAUUGACUAUUUAUAUGGGAAGGAUAUUUAGUUUUGACACAUGGAUAAACUCUUUUGGGAGAGAUAUGA